Messenger RNA from Plasmodium malariae, 930 nucleotides. RefSeq names its product leucine-rich repeat protein, putative (gene LRR10). The transcript has a single exon. Gene Ontology annotation, molecular function: protein binding. The record is from RefSeq and is a predicted model, not a curated record. Lineage: Eukaryota; Apicomplexa; Aconoidasida; Haemosporida; Plasmodiidae. The coding region runs from base 1 to 930 and encodes 309 amino acids.
AUGGAAGAGUCAAGUAAAAAUAGAAACAUAAAUAAUACGAAAAAGAUAAGCAAUAAAGAUAAUUAUGAAAACAAGAAGAUAAAUGGUGAAGAUGUGAAAGAAUUUAACGAUGAAAAUUAUAUUAGUAAGAAUAAUAGUGAUGUUAAAUAUGACAGUAGUGAUGAGAAUGCAAAUGAUCCUUUAUUUAACAUAAAGGAAGGAUUGACGCAGUUAGAAAAAACACUAUGUGGUAAGGGGUAUGCCUUCAGCAAUCUAAUUUGUAAAAAUAAAAACCUGAGCUCUAUUCCAAAAGAAAUAGAAAAAUACAUACACUUGAAGUAUAUAAAUAUGUCUCACAAUAAAAUUGAAGAUAUUACAAAUUUGUAUCAAUUACCUUCCGUCAUUUUUUUAGAUAUAUCAUAUAAUUUAAUUAAAAAUAUAGGACAAUUAAAGAAUACAUUUUUAAAAAAUUGUAUAUACAUAAACUUGUCUCAUAACAUAAUUAAAAAUGUGGAAGACGUAAAAUUGAAAAGCAUACUUGAAUUUGACUUAUCAUAUAAUAAUAUAGAUAGACUAGACAUACACAUCUCUUAUACAGUAAAAAAAUUAAUUAUAUCUAAUAAUAAUAUUAAAAAAUUAAGUUUUAAAAACAUGUUACCUAAUUUAGAAUUCUUAGAUAUAUCUUCUAAUCCUAUUGAAAAUCUAGAAUUUUAUGAAGAUACACCCAACAUAAAUGUUUUAAAAAUAAAUAAUAAUUCUACUAUACAAAUGAACCAGUUGAUUUAUUUAAAUAAUCUUAAAUUCUUAAAACAUUUAGACAUGGAAAAUUAUCUCUAUUUCAAGGACAAAUCAUAUAAAGAAGUAAAGCAAAUUCUUUUAGAAAAUACCAAAGAUAUUAACUUAUUAACAUUUAAUGGCAAUCGUAUUGUCAACAAAAUGAUGAAAAAUUAA